Molecule: messenger RNA, 399 nt
Organism: Andrographis paniculata
Lineage: Eukaryota; Viridiplantae; Streptophyta; Magnoliopsida; Lamiales; Acanthaceae
Exons: 2
Coding region: 1-399 (132 amino acids)
Source: RefSeq, a predicted model, not a curated record
AUGAAAAAUCAUCAGUCCCGGCCCACUGGUUCCAGUCCGUUCCCUGAAGCGAACGUGACAUUUUCUGAACUAGGCCGAGGACGUGGUAGACGCCGUGGACGUGGUCGCGGUCGUGAGAGUCAACGCGGUCGAUAUACCCCUUACAAUCGCCGCAGUUUUGACGUUAACAGGAUGCAGAGUAAACCCCAACAUGGGGAUAUAGCCGAAAAGGCUAAACAGGGAAAGAGGCAAAUCGGCAGUUGUAAUCGGUGUGGCAUUAAAGGUCAUUGGAAAAAGGGGAAGGAAGUCGAGACUAAUCACGUUGAUAAUGAUGACGACCCCGAUGAUGAUCUUUUGGAUUACGACACAACGCAUCUUGAUAUAGCGGAUUUUGUCGUAGAUCCAGCAAACCCCCAGUGA